AUGACCAGAAGCGAUAAACCACCCAUCUUCGCCUCCGCAUCUUCUGUACGCCCACAAACCUAUCCAGUAUUGCGCGGAACCAUGAUUUUCGACUCGCCCUAUCCUCCUAUGCCACAGCGUGGAGACUCGGGCGCUCAGAUGCCGCCGCCCGUCCAUGCUGGCCAGCAGUAUUCCCAAUCGCGAACUCAUGAUAGGAGGGCCAUGCCUCGCAGAGCUACUACUGGAGUAGUUCCUCCCCAGCCCCCUUCUUCACGACGAAAUGCGAGCGGGCCCUUUGCUAGUGGCCGAUAUGAAUGGAACAGAAGCUUAAUGUUUUAUGGCCAGCCGAUAGAUACUGCAGCUGCUCAAGCGAGUGCUGAUGCCGAAUUUGACGACUCGUCCGAUGACGAUCCUAUCUCCGCUACAAUUCUGGAUAAUGCCAGCGUUCCUAUGUUCGUACCGUCGAGAGUGUCAUCGCGGACACACACAGCGUCUGGCAGCAACCAAUCCUUGUUCGAAUAUCCGUCUAUAUCCUCGUACACACCUCACCCAAGGCAUCCGUCUUCUCCGAAGUAUCAAGUUUAUGGCAGCUCAGUCCCAGUACCUUCAUCCCCUCGACACCUAUUGGCAGGACCUUCAUCACCACGCUAUCAAUUUACAGAGCCCUCAUCUCACGAACACCCAUGGCCAACGCUAUCAUCCUCUCCAAGUCCAGUGGAACUCCCGUCCCCUCAAAAUUCAUUCGUAGAGCAGGAGUCCCCGUGGAACGCACCUCAAAAAACCUCAUCACCCCAGGAUCCAUUAAUGAGGCGCUCAUCUCACAGGCACCCAUCACCGGAACCAUCAUCUCCUAGACAUCAAUAUCAUAAGCUCACAUCUCCCAGCGCUUCCUUUGCGAGAAACUCCUCUCCUGAAAAUUCCGCUACUACUUCCUCUAGCAGCUUACAGUUGCGGAAAGGGCUACAAGAAUCCCCCUCCCGAGUCCCCCGCGAGUUCCCACAGGCCGCAACCGCCUUUGCCGCCGCCAUCCAAGAAGCAGAACAUCGUCUCCAUAACAGUAGUUUGGAGGAGUCGAAGGAGAACACUGACCCUGACGGGGUGGCGCACUUCAAGAACUUGGAAGGCAUGUUUGAUGAAAUAAAAAAGCUGAGCAUAUGUGCCGAGGACACUGGUAAAGGAACGAUUUCCCGCUGGACAUUUAAUUCAAAGUUAGCUCGUCAGCGCCCCUCUAUCCUCAAAGACCUUCCUUCCUCGGUCGCUCCAGAGAAGGGCAAAGGGAAGGGCAAAGACACUUCUCCUACCCUUGGUACGUUUGCAAGGUCGAGAAAGGUCUCAAUGUCCGCCGAGAAGCCCAAGACAAGGUCAAGAAAGGGCUCAGUGUCCGCCGAGCAGCCUAAGAAGAGGAAUGUAAGUGGCCUGUGGAAGAGAGGCAGCGAUUCUUCUACAAAACCGGCUUUCACGAAACCCGCUGAGAACAGAUUCUCCCUCGAUGAGGAGGUGAAUAGACCCAAUAUGGGAGACUUUGCCAUGGUAGAUUUCGUAUGGUCAUUGAAGUCGAGCUGCCCAGUCACGAAGAAUAUAACGCAGUAUGGUGAGUGGGAAAGGAUGGUCGGGGAGGAUGGCAGGAGCGAUGAAUUUUCGCUUCUAAAUCCACCCCAAUAG
Molecule: messenger RNA, 1641 nt
Organism: Morchella importuna
Lineage: Eukaryota; Fungi; Ascomycota; Pezizomycetes; Pezizales; Morchellaceae
Exons: 2
Coding region: 1-1641 (546 amino acids)
Source: RefSeq, a predicted model, not a curated record